This is a messenger RNA of Homalodisca vitripennis (glassy-winged sharpshooter), 2100 nucleotides long. RefSeq lists its product as uncharacterized. The coding region runs from base 143 to 1876 and encodes 577 amino acids. The record is from RefSeq and is a predicted model, not a curated record. Gene Ontology annotation, molecular function: DNA binding. NCBI's taxonomy places the organism in Eukaryota, Metazoa, Arthropoda, Insecta, Hemiptera, Cicadellidae. The transcript has 7 exons.
CAGUUUACUGAGUCAGUUUGCGCCUAGCCGGAAGGGAGUGAGGAGUUCGUGUCGCUCGAAGAAAGUUUUGCGGUGCCGGCUAAGUAAACUUGUACGUUGGAGUGUUAUUUAGUGGCGUUUAGAAGUGAAAUAAUUAUCGGGAAUGAGUGAGAUUCGUCACCGAGAUCGCAUUUUAGAAGCGAUAGAUCAGUUGCGCAAAAGGAAAGCGCGCCCUGACGUAAAUAGAAUAUGCAGUUUUAUGUUCCGCCGGUUUGCCGUUAACUGUAUGGAAACUAAAUUGGAUCUCCAAAAACUCAUCGAUGCUGAAAUUGUGAUUAAAGUUGAUUACAAAGGUAGUACAAGUUAUCGUAAUGCAUCUAAGUGGGCCAUGUUACCUUCUUACAAGUAUAAAAGGGAAAUUGAUACUAGUAGCUUGAUUAGUAGUGCUGUGGCAGAACUAAUAGUAUUGGAGCCAGAUUAUUUAGACAUAGGUGUGCCUGAUUAUGAAUUAGAAGACCAUAUGGCUCAGAAAGAUAGCAAAAGAUUCUCAAAGAAAAACUUACAAAAUAUAUUGAAAAGAGAAGUAGAAAUUGGCACUUUGGUCAAAUUAGAGAACGGAAAUUAUUUCCUGGGCGAGCACUCGUCGUCGCCAAUGAAUGCUAGUUCAACAAUGGACCGUCCAUCUGCAUCGCAAGUUGGUAGCCCUGGGAAACAAUCUAAGCCUAAUAAUCUGACUGCGAGACCUACAUCACGUCAAAAGAAAAUUAAAUUGAUAUCUAAACAAAACGACAGCAAUUCUAAUGAUAGUGAUAAAAUGAAGCCAGACGAUCAAUCAAACACGAGUGAAUCAGCAAACGUUGGGUUUAGAGUUGGAGGACGACAAAAGAGGGCAAGGAUUGUCUUCGACCCGUCGGACAACAAUUUACCAACUCGUGUAAAUAAAAAGCGAGGUCCAGGAAGGCCCCUAGGAUCUUUGAACAAAAGCACUACUGCCAACAACACAAGCACGUCAUCUCCUGCCAUUUCACCACCCACCAGCAAAACCCCCACUAUUACACCGGCCUCCCCCACUCCCAAGUCCAGCGUUACCACCGGAACACAAGUGAAGUCCUUCAACAAAACCUAUGACAUCAGCAACACGCCCGUCAACCCAAGUCUGUGCUUCAUCUGCCGCUCUUAUGGCAUCAGAGUCAAAGGUGUUCCUGAAAGACUGAUUUCCUGUUCUGACUGCAUUACUAGAGUUCACCCAAGUUGUCUCGAGAACAGCAACGAUGGACCAAAACGAGAUGGAACAUGGCAGUGUACUUCUUGUAAAUUUUGUGAAAAAUGUGAUGAAAACUACGCACUGGGAGCCAAGCCGCUGGCUAUAUGUGUCGUCUGCAGAGACGGCUACCACUACCAGUGCCACACUCCUGCCGUGCCAGAGCGUGCCAGGUCCAAACUGACCCCUUGGCACUGUUUCCGAUGUCUUCCACAAGAGCCUCCUCCACCUGUCAUCAAAGAUGAACCUCCUGUGAAGGAGAAAAGUGAACCGCCAGCACCACAGAAGAAGGAAACUGUGACAUCACCUCCCCCUCCCGCCCCUGAAGCUAAACCUCGUGACGUCCCGGCCAACUGUCUUCAAGACCCUUUUGAGGACAUCCCUAUUGAUGAAACCAUCCCUGAUGCUAAACACUGGACAACAAACCAAGUUUACCAAUAUUUCUCAACACAUUUCAAACCAGACCUAGCUCAGGUGUUCAAGGACCAGGAUAUCGAUGGACAGUCACUGCUGUUGAUGAAGCGGAUGGACAUCCUGACGAGUCUGAGUCUCAAGUUAGGUCCUGCCCUCAAGGUGUACGGCCACGUGAGGAAGCUGCAAACGCGCAAGAGUCACCCCAAGAUACUCUGGUCCUAGUCACGGCGUAGAACUCAAGGCUGUGGUCCAACUUCCUACCUGUGGAAAAACCGGAGUGAUCGAUUCGUGGUUAAAUGAAGUUAUUUUGUUUUCUAUCAGUAUUUUUGUUAUACAGCCACAGUGUAUUCACGCCUAUAUAUACUGUAUUUAUAACGUACUAAAAAUAUGUUUCAUGUUAAGAUAAGCAGUAUUGAUUUUCCGAUUAAAUUCAAUAUUGUUACAAA